Gorilla gorilla gorilla (western lowland gorilla) is the source of this 1457-nucleotide messenger RNA. RefSeq names its product PPP1R2 family member B (gene PPP1R2B). The record is from RefSeq and is a predicted model, not a curated record. Lineage: Eukaryota; Metazoa; Chordata; Mammalia; Primates; Hominidae. Gene Ontology annotation, biological process: regulation of signal transduction. Gene Ontology annotation, molecular function: protein phosphatase inhibitor activity. The transcript has a single exon.
AGCCGCCACCCAUUCGGCGUUGGCUCUGGCGUCGGGGUCGUUGUGACAACCGCUCCGGUAGCCGUUUCCGAGGCAGCAGGUGCGGCCGCUUUAGCCCUGAGCGGGCUCUGCGGCUGCCUGCGAGUCUCUGCUGUGCCGACCCUUCUCUUCGCGGACCCCACGCCAAGCAGCGACCCUGAGCCGACAGCCGGAGCGUCCGGCAAUGGCGGCCUCGACAGCCUCGCACCGGCCCAUCAAGGGGAUCUAGAAGAACAAGACCUCUACGACUUCCUCUAUGGUGGCGUCGGCCGAACAGCCCCGCGGAAGUGUCGACGAGGAGCUGAGCAAAAAAUCUCAGAAAUGGGAUGAAAUUAACAUCUUGGCGACCUAUCAUCCAGCAGACAAAGGCUACGGUUUAAUGAAAAUAGAUGAACCAAGCGCUCCUUACCGUAGUAUGAUGGGUGAUGAUGAAGAUGCGUAUAGGGACACCGAGACUACUGAAGCCAUGGCGCCAGACAUCUUAGCCAAGAAAUUAGCUGCUGCUGAAGGCUUGGAGCCAAAGUAUCGGAUUCAGGAACAAGAAAGCAGUGGAGAGGAGGAUAGUGACCUCUCACCUGUAGAACGAGAAAAAAAGCGACAAUUUGAAAUGAGAAGGAAGCUUCACUACAAUGAAGGACUCAAUAUCAAACUAGCCGGACAAUUAAUUUCAAAAGACCUACAUGAUGAUGAUGAAGAUGAAGAAAUGUUAGAGAAAGCAUGAAUACGGAAGAAUCAAAUCAAGGAUCUACUCCAAGUGACCAACAGUAAAACAAAUUACGAAGUUCAUAGAAGAGAUUUGUUCAACACUGCAAUUGUUUGUUAGAUAUAAACCCUGUGACUAUAAUACAUUGCUUCUUGUUCUCCACAAUUCAUGACUUAAGUACCAAAAUGCAUACCAGUUAUUAUAUAUUGCCAAGAAUUAAAUGAUAAACUUAGAGACUGAUUAGACUGAAAAUGCCUAAUUGAUAUAUAUAUUCUUAUGCCUAGUACUUUACUACAAAUACAGUGUAAUAUCAUCAGUCCAAAACUGCAUUACUUUCAUAAGAACACUGGUUAAUUUGUAUAAGAUAUUAUAGAGCUUUUUACGCUUUAGAAGUUAAGCAAUAUCUUUGGGGGGGGGGAACUAAUUUAUUUUCAUCACUCGAAAUGUGGUAGCUCUUACAAAGUUUGUUGAUUUGUUUUUUUAAAAAUCAAAAGCCAGUUGAACAACAGGAUAUAUGGACUUAUAAAUAUUCAGGCUGAAUAGUAUUUUAACACUUGUCUUCAACUUGAUUUGUCUGUUUAAUUGAAAAGAAUUGUAAGAGUUACUGUUGCAUUUUCUGACCUACUACCUUUAAAAUUCCUGUUGAGUUUCUUUGUGUUUACAAGGAAAGGACUGAACUUUUUCUCAUCAAAACUAGCUUUUUUCCCCACAAAUAAAUUAUCAGGUUAAACUUUCA